GUUGACGUUAAAAACGACAAAGAAGAUUUUCGACAUGUUCUUCCCACAGAUUUAUACCAAUGGAACAAAUAAUUAAGUGUUGUUCGAUACUUUAAUUGGCUGUUUUUAGUCUGACAUCGUCCAACAUGCACCGCUGCAUCUUUAGGUUUGCAGAGCUGCCUUGGCAGUGUGCAGCGCGUUGUAUGAGCUCCUCCUCAGGUAAGAGGAGCAGGGUGAUGCAGAGCUCCUUCCCUGUGCUCGACCUGCCCCUCCAUCCCAUCCAGCACCACAUCUAUGAAGCAAACCUGAGAAACAGCACCGCCUGCCAUAAGAAGUGUACAGAGUUGAGAGAAAAAGUGAAAAAAGGGGGAGGAGAGAACGCUGUCACAAGGCACACGCAAAGAAACAGGAAGCUGUUGGUCAGGGAUCGUCUGCGUCUCCUCCUGGAUGACGAGGACUUUCUGGAGCUUUCGCCCUUUGCCGGUUUGGGUCUCCCAUAUGGGGACAUCCCUUCCGCUGGCUGCCUUACAGGCAUUGGCAGGAUUAGUGGCCUGUGGUGUGUUUUCAUUGCCAAUGAUGCUACUGUGAAAGGCGGCACAGCUUAUCCGAUCACUGUGAAGAAGCAGCUACGAGCGCAAGAAAUAGCCAUCCAGAACCGGCUGCCCUGUGUUUAUUUGGUCGACUCUGGAGGAGCCUUUCUCCCGCUGCAGUCAGAGAUCUUUCCUGAUAAGAACCAGGGAGGGAGGACAUUCUACAAUGAAGCCAUCAUGUCAGCCAUGAAGAUCCCCCAGGUGGCUGUGGUGUGUGGUUCCUGCACCGCGGGUGGAGCAUACAUCCCAACCAUGGCAGAAGAGGCGGUGAUGGUGCAUCGGAUAGGCACAAUAUUCUUGGGAGGACCCCCACUGGUCAAAGCCGCUACAGGGGAGGAGGUGACGCCAGAAGAGCUGGGAGGAGCCAGGCUUCAUGCUGAGGUGAGUGGCUGUGUGGAUCAUUUUGCGUGGGAGGAGAAAGAAGCAUUCGACUACACAAAAAACAUCAUAUCCACCUUCAACUUCCAACUGCCGCAUGAAGAGGAGGACAGCACCAGGAGGAAGGCAGCGGAGGAGCCUUUGUACGCUUCAGAGGAGCUCAUGGGGCUCGCUCCUCGCAGUUAUAACUACAGUCUGGAUGCUAAAAUGAUAGUUAGUCGCCUCACAGAUGGCAGCCGCUUUCAAGAGUUCAAAGCUCUAUAUGGUACCACCCUCAUCUCUGGCUUUGCAAAGAUCCAUGGCCAUCUGGUGGGAAUAGUCGCCAAUAACGGCGUGCUGUCAUAUGAGGCUGCUCUGAAAGGAAGCCACUUCAUCCAGCUCUGCGACCAGAGGGACGUCCCACUGAUCUUCCUCCAGAACACGGCGCCUAGCGGAGCGCUGACGCUGUCAACAAAGCAGGCGGAGAUGAACAGCAACUGUCUAAAGGCUCAGGGUUCAAUGAUGGCAGCUGUGGCAUGUGCUUCCGUUCCCAAAAUCACAGUGGUUGUUGGUGGUUCACAUGGAGCUGACAGCUACGCGAUGUGUGGGCGGGCGUUUGAGCCGAACUUUCUGUUCCUGUGGCCCAAUGCCAGAGUGUCCGUGACUGCUCCAGGUCAUGUCGGAGCUCUGCUUCCUCCUGAUGCUGAGGAGGAGGAGGAGGAGGAGAAGCUGAACAGGAGACUGAAGGAGGAGAGCUCAGCUUUCUUUUCCUCUGGCAGAAUGUGGGACGAUGGAGUCAUUUUGCCUCAGGACACCAGAAAGAUUCUAAAAGACUGUCUGGAAAUCAUCAAACAGCAGCAUUAUCAGCUUUCUACAAAGAAAUCUCAGUCCAUGCUUCUACGCAUGUAGAAGUCUCACCUCCCCCUCUGGAUCUGCUGGAUAGAAAGUGCAUUUGCAGCUGGACUAGUUGACGUUCCAAUGCAGUUACCAGUUUUCAUAAAGGAAGAUUAUUUGACCAUAUGGGGAGUUGAUAUUAAAAUUAUUGCCUUUUUUAUGACCUCAUUUAGAUUUGAUGUAAAGGUUUUUUAUUUUCCCAAAGUGCCUCGAGCUUUGUCUUUAGUCUGCCAAAAGCAAAACUGUAAGAAAACAGAACAGAUUUUCUUUUUUGCAUCAGAGGCACAAAAGAUGAUAUUAAAAAGUUUUUAAAAUAGAUGUUUAAAUAGUACAAAUUGUAUCUAUUGAAAAUUUAACUAUAAAUGAAUUGUCAAAAAUUAUUUUUUGUAUAUAAAAUAAAAAAGAAACUGAAUUUAUUUCACCCUUCUUUUUUUCUGCCUAAUAUGUACUAUGACAUACAUCUGUGGCAAAAAAAAAAGUUUUUCUUGACAAAAUUAAUGGGAUUGAUUUACAACCAAAAACACUUAUUUUAAUUUGUCAUUAUGUUGCUGCUCCUCUGUUUAAUUGUAUAUAAAAAAAAUUAAAUAUAGUACAAUAAGU
This is a messenger RNA of Oryzias latipes (Japanese medaka), 2420 nucleotides long. RefSeq names its product methylcrotonoyl-coenzyme A carboxylase 2. Gene Ontology annotation, cellular component: methylcrotonoyl-CoA carboxylase complex; mitochondrion. NCBI's taxonomy places the organism in Eukaryota, Metazoa, Chordata, Actinopteri, Beloniformes, Adrianichthyidae. Gene Ontology annotation, biological process: L-leucine catabolic process. The record is from RefSeq and is a predicted model, not a curated record. Gene Ontology annotation, molecular function: methylcrotonoyl-CoA carboxylase activity.